AUGUCCACCAAAUCUGUGUACCUGUGUGUAUUCGGCAUGUCUGUUUACGUGUGUGUGUGUGUCCGUGUUUGUCCGUGUGGUUGUGUGCAUUACCGACUGCCGCUGCAACUGCAAAAUAGCAUUAUCGACAACGGUGAUGGUUACGGUGAUGAUGAAGAUGACAAUUAUGAUGAUGAUAAUUACGAUGAUGAUUACAAUGACAGUGAUAGUGAAAAUGAUGGUGUGGAUGGUGUUGUUGGUGACGGUAGUGCUGAUGAUGGUUGUUGUACCUAA
Molecule: messenger RNA, 273 nt
Organism: Enterobius vermicularis (human pinworm)
Lineage: Eukaryota; Metazoa; Nematoda; Chromadorea; Rhabditida; Oxyuridae
Source: the annotation of a GenBank genome assembly